AUGCAAGGCACCGUCUUCAGUGACCAAGCCUACAUCAACAGAUGCGUAGACGUUGAAGCUGCUCUAGCCCGAGCUCAAGCCCAAUGCAGUGUCAUUCCCGCCGAUGCCGCCGCCGACAUCACCUCCAAAGCCAAUGCUGCCAGCCUCGACAUGGAUCGGCUGCGCAACGAAACUGAUGUCGUCGGCUAUCCCAUUCUUCCUCUUGUGCGGCAGCUGAACGACAUGUGCGGCUCUGCUGGAAAGUACCUACACUGGGGCGCUACAACACAGGAUAUCAUGGAUACAGCGAGUGUCUUGCAGAUCAAGUCUGGACUUGAGAUCGUUGAGACCAAGUUGACUGGCGUGAUAAAUGCCCUUCAAGAUCUUGCGGUUACGUAUCGGGAUACACCCAUGGCUGGAAGGACGCAUCUCCAACAUGCCCUCCCCGUUACCUUUGGCUACAAAUGUGCUGUGUGGCUAUCAAGCUUAUACCGUCAUAGGGAGCGGCUUCAGCAGCUGAAGAGUCGUGCUCUUGUCGUUCAGUAUGGAGGUGCAGCUGGGACUCUGGCCUCUCUCGGAGAUGGCCCGGAGGGCGUCAACGUGCGAAAACAGCUCGCAGCUGAACUUGGCCUGGAGAACCCAUCUAUUACCUGGCAUGUUGCCCGAGAUGGUAUCGCUGAAGUGACCAACCUCCUAGCCCUAAUCGGUGGUUCACUCGGCAAAAUCGCCUUGGACCUAAUCAUCAUGUCCUCCAAUGAGCUCGGCGAAGUCGCUGAACCCUUCGUCCCCCACCGCGGUGCUUCAUCCACAAUGCCCCAAAAGCGCAAUCCCAUCUCCAGCGAAGUCAUCCUCGCCGCCUCCAAAAUCCUUCGCUCCAACGCUAGUCUCGUUCUCGACGCCAUGGUAUCCGACUUUGAACGUGCAUCAGGACCUUGGCAUCUAGAAUGGGUAGCCAUACCCGAGAGCUUCGUCAUAGCAGUCGGUGCUCUGCACCAAGCUGAGUUUGCGCUUGCUGGUCUUGUGGUGGAUAAGGAGCGCAUGGCGGCUAAUCUCGCUUCUACGAGGGGCCUUAUUGUUGGCGAGGCGCUGAUGAUGGCGUUGGCGAAGUUUGUGGGGAGGCAGGAUGCGCAUGAUAUUGUGUAUGAGGCUUGUAAGGUGACUAUUGAGAGUAAGGAUGGGGGUACGUUGCUUGAUACGUUGAAAAAGGAUGAGAGGGUGACCGAGCAUCUGCCUUUGGAGGAUCUGGAAAGACUCUGUGAUCCUAUUAAUUAUUUGGGGUCGGCGCAGCGCAUGGUUGACGAUACCUUGGCUGAGAAUGCAUCGUAA
Messenger RNA from Fusarium subglutinans, 1305 nucleotides. Its product is annotated as 3-carboxy-cis cis-muconate cycloisomerase. The record is from RefSeq and is a predicted model, not a curated record. Gene Ontology annotation, molecular function: catalytic activity. The transcript has 2 exons. Bases 1 to 1305 code for a protein of 434 amino acids. NCBI's taxonomy places the organism in Eukaryota, Fungi, Ascomycota, Sordariomycetes, Hypocreales, Nectriaceae.